Messenger RNA from Merops nubicus (carmine bee-eater), 776 nucleotides. Its product is annotated as electrogenic sodium bicarbonate cotransporter 1-like. The coding region runs from base 6 to 542 and encodes 178 amino acids. Gene Ontology annotation, biological process: bicarbonate transport; monoatomic anion transport; regulation of intracellular pH. Gene Ontology annotation, cellular component: plasma membrane; basolateral plasma membrane. Gene Ontology annotation, molecular function: solute:inorganic anion antiporter activity; sodium:bicarbonate symporter activity. The transcript has 6 exons. NCBI's taxonomy places the organism in Eukaryota, Metazoa, Chordata, Aves, Coraciiformes, Meropidae. The record is from RefSeq and is a predicted model, not a curated record.
UUCCAAUGCCUGUGCUCUAUGGUGUCUUCCUCUACAUGGGUGUUGCUUCCCUCAAUGGUGUACAGUUCAUGGAUCGUCUGAAGCUGCUCUUGAUGCCUCUAAAACACCAGCCCGACUUUAUCUACCUGCGCCACGUCCCGCUGCGCAGGGUCCAUCUGUUCACCUUCCUGCAGGUGGUGUGCCUGGCCCUCCUUUGGAUCCUCAAGUCCACCGUGGCCGCCAUCAUCUUCCCUGUCAUGAUCCUGGCACUUGUAGCAGUCAGAAAAGCCAUGGACUACCUCUUCUCCCAGCAUGACUUGAGCUUUCUUGACGACGUCAUUCCAGAAAAGGACAAGAAAAAGAAAGAGGAUGAGAAGAAGAAGAAAAAGAAGAAGGGCAGUGUGGACAGUGACAAUGAUGAUUCUGACUGUCCCUACUCAGAAAAAGUCCCAAGUAUUAAAAUCCCAAUGGACAUCAUGGAGCAGGAACCUUUCCUAAGUGAUAGCAAACCUGCCGACAGAGAAAAAUCACCAACAUUCCUUGAACGCCAUACGUCGUGCUGAUACAAUUCCUUUCCUUCAGUCACACACCAUGCCAAGCCCUCCACGAACUCCAGUAAAAGUUGUGCCUCAAAUUAGAAUAGAACUUGAGCCUGAAGACAAUGGUUAUUUCUGGAGGAGCAAGGGAACAGAAACUGCUUUGUAAUUUGUCUGUCCAUUCAAUCUUUUAUGGGAUUUGUUUUGCCACUAGCCAAACAUUAAAACGCUCUCUGCUCCCCGCGCGCAUAGGUACCGGAG